GAAGAGCGGGCACUCGUGCAGUCGUGCUCCACGACGCUCGAUCCGCACACUGUUUUACCUGUACGCGGCUAUCGGUCGGCAGGUAGCAGCCGCGAGCUACCGUGAAUCCGUCUCGCCGAUUACGAGCCAACCUGUCCGUGUCGGACGCGACGCGUCGCGUCGCGUCGCGGACGUUCCCCGCGUACACACGUCGCCCGUUUUUUAUUUCUCGCUCCGAGACUCGUGACUUACCAGACGACUUUAUCUUCCCGUCGGAGGCCUCGUCACCGGAACACAAAUGACCGGAGACGGGACCAACAUGGCGUACCAUGGCCUGAGUCAACACGUUAACUUCGACAUAAUACCGGAUCCAGGCGGGCGUUUUCAGUUGGAGGAACUAAUUGGCGAGGGCACGUACGGAGAAGUGUACGCCGCUUGCGACAAAGAAACCAAUAACAAGGUGGCCAUCAAAAUACUGGAGAAUGUCGCUGAUAACAUCGAGGAGAUUGAGGAGGAGUACCUGGUGCUGAGGGACUUGAGUCUACACCCGAAUAUUCCCCUCUUCCAUAGUUUAUUUCUGAAACGUGCCAGGCCCGGCCAGGAGGAGGAUCAAUUAUGGUUUGUGAUGGAGUUGUGCACCGGAGGCUCCGUGACCGAUCUCGUGCAGGGUCUCAAAAAACGCUGCAGCCGCUUAACGGACGACCAGAUAGCUUACAUCUUGAAGGAGACCGUCGAGGCUCUCAUCUUCUUGCACAGUAAUCAUUGCAUGCACCGCGAUGUGAAAGGUCACAAUAUCCUGCUAACGGAAGAGGCGCGCGUCAAAUUGGUCGAUUUCGGCGUGUCCUCGCACUUGGCCGCAACGCUUGCCAGGAAGAACACGUCUGUCGGUACGCCGUAUUGGAUGGCGCCGGAGGUAAUAGCCUGUGAACAGCAAUUGGACUCGUCGUACGACUCACGCUGCGACGUCUGGUCGGUCGGUAUCACCGCCAUCGAAUUAGCCGAGGGUGACCCACCCUUGUCGGAGUUGCAUCCCAUGCGUGCGCUCUUUCAAAUCCCCCGCAACCCACCGCCUUCGCUGAAGACCCCAGAAAUAUACUCGCCGGAAUUGACGGACUUCAUAGCCGAGUGCUUGGUGAAGGAUCUCGAGCAUCGGCCGUUUGCCAGCGAGCUGAGGGAGCACCCCUUGCUGACGAAUGUAGAGCCGCGAGUGGAGAGGAUCAGAGAACAGCUGAGGGAGGAGAUCCGCAGGCAGAGAGCGGAGGGUCGCGUUCACCGACAGCCGGAAGUGACCACUAAGCACGGCAAAUUGAAAACGGACCGCAAGACCAGGGCCGAAAAGAUGUACAUGGACGAUCUGGCGGCGCUCGACAUGCUAUCGGAAGAGGCAAUCGUCGAGCAAUUGCAGCACCGAUACGAGCAAACGCAGAUCUACACGUACAUCGGCGACAUACUCGUCGCAGUGAAUCCCUUCACUAAUCUUGGCUUGUAUACCGGCAUCGAGCAAAAACGAUACAAGGGACAAGCAAGAUCGGAUAAUCCUCCGCACAUAUUUGCGGUCGCCGACGCAGCUUAUCAAGCUUUGCUUCAUCAACGUCAGAACCAAGCGAUCGUUAUCAGCGGCGAGUCGGGAGCCGGCAAGACGGAGAGCGCGAAUCUGCUACUGAAGCAGCUCGUGUAUCUCAGCAAGGCGCCGAAUCGCAACCUGGAGGAGAGGAUACUUCAGAUCAAUCCUAUAAUGGAGGCGUUCGGCAACGCUACGACUGGUAUCAACGCCAACUCUUCCAGAUUCGGCAAGUACUUGGAUUUAACGAUGACAAAGGCCGGAAAAGUGACCGGUGCGCGGAUCUCAGUAUACCUGUUGGAGCAGUCCCGAGUGGUCGCUCAAGCCGAGGGCGAGAGGAACUUUCACAUUUUCCAUUACAUGUACGAUGGCCUAGAGGCGGAUGAUCGUCUCUCGGAAUUUUACCUCGACUCCAUGCUUCGAAGGUUUCAUCGAUACCUCUCACACCAUAAGCACACGUCGCAGACCCACAUCGACAAGUUUCAGCAGCUUAAGGUGGGUUUCAAGGUGCUUGGGUUUCAGGACAGCGAGGUGGACACGGUGUAUCGAGUGUUGGCCGCUAUACUGCAUCUGGGUGACAUCGAAUUCGCCGAGGUGGCGACCGAGGACAACACCGACAAUAAGAGCCGAGUCAUCAACACCGCUCCGUUGCAAACAGUUUCGAAACUACUCGGCGUCGAACAGAACGAUCUGCUGGAGGCUCUGACGUCAAACUCGGUCAUGACCAGAGGCGAAACAAUUACACGGAACAAUACAGUGGCCGAAGCCCGUACGGCGCGCGACGCCAUGGCGAAGGGUCUCUACGGUCGACUGUUCGAUUGGAUGGUCAACCAGAUCAAUUGUUUGCUGUGCUUCAACCGCUCGCCGAAUUACGAGCCGCUGGCGAUCGGGUUGCUCGACAUCUUCGGCUUUGAGAACUUCCCGAGGAACUCAUUCGAGCAGCUCUGUAUCAACAUAGCUAACGAGCAAAUACAGUACUACUUUAAUCAGCAUAUCUUCACUUGGGAACAACAGGAGUACAUGGCCGAGGGGAUACCCGUGGACCUGGUCGAGUUCUCCGACAACCGACCGGUGCUCGACAUGUUGCUCAGCAAGCCCAUGGGACUCCUGGCGCUUCUCGACGAGGAGAGUCGGUUCCCCAGAGCGACCAAUCGAUCUCUGAUCGAGAAAUUUCACAACAACAUUAAAUCCAAAUUCUACGUACGACCGAAGUCGGAUGCGGUGUGCUUCGCGAUUCAUCACUUCGCCGGCCGCGUGGUCUACCAGGCCGAGGGCUUUCUCGAGAAGAAUAGAAACUUUCUGCCUCCCGAGGUCAUUCAACUGGUGCGACAGUCGCAGUACGACAUGGUCCGUUUCCUGUUCCAAUGCCCGAUCACGAAGACCGGUAAUCUGUACUCGGCGCUGCAGGAGAACGACUCGAGAAAAUCGCACUCGAACCAGAACACGAAGGAACGUUACUCUAGUCGCGGCUUGGCGUCGCAGUCCAGAGCUCAGCAAACGGUGGCGACGUACUUCCGGUAUUCGCUGAUGGACUUGCUGCAGAAGAUGGUGUCCGGCUCGCCUCAAUUUGUGCGAUGCAUCAAACCGAACGAUUCGAGAAGCCCGCGCUACUUCGACAAGGACAAGGUCAUCAAGCAGCUGAGGUACACCGGCGUCCUCGAGACGAUACGUAUCAGGCAGAAUGGAUUUUCUCACAGAAUACCGUUCAACGAGUUCCUCAAAAGAUACUGUUUCCUCGCCUUUGGCUACGACGAACGCGUGGUCGCCACUCGCGACAACUGCCGACUGCUUCUGGUACGCCUCAAGAUGGACGGCUGGGCGUUAGGCAAGACGAAAGUCUUCCUCAAGUACUACCACGUCGAAUUUCUCUCGAAGCUCUACGAGGAACAGCUGCGAAAGAUCAUCAUGGUGCAGGCGUGCGUCCGCCGGUGGCUCGCGAAGAUGAGAUUCAAGAAACAAAAGUGGCAAUUCGCCGUGUCGGUAGUCACGUUGCAGCGUCACAUUCGAGGAUGGCUGUCGCGAAAGCACACGGAAGAGAUGUUGACUCGGAAACGCGCGGAGAAUUCCUUGAAUAUUGCACGAGAUGAGGCGAAACUCAAAGCGCAGGAAAGCAUCGAUAUAAAUAAACGUGUCAGGCCGCAAAAGGAACGCAGGAACCUGGAGAAGGACGACGCAGCGGUCAUCAUACAGAGUCAUUUCCGCGGUUACACCAUCCGCAAACGUUUCGGCUACGAACUGGAGGAGCGUUUCAAGAGAAUCUUGAACAACUACGACGACAUCUACGACGGCCACAAGGCGUUACUGCGCGAAGGACUGAAGCACGACGACGCUGCUCUUAUCGUGCAGAGAUGGUACAAGAAGGAAGAGAAGGUGGUCAGGAGGAAACCGAGCGCGAAGGACCCAAUACAUCCUAAGUUGCGACAAGCAGACUUGAUUCAGUUCUCUCAGAAUGUGCACAUGAAGAAUCAGGAGGUGCACAAAAAUCUACGUCGCAACAAGCCCGGCAUCAGAUUAAGUAACAUCGAGGAGCCACCGCCUGACUACGUGCGUCCUGAAGGAUUCAACAUGGUACAGUCGAUACUGCAAUACCGCAGUGGUAUACAACCAGAGGACAACACCGUCAAGUACUACCGGGACCUGAAGGAGGAAAUGAGCAGUGGUUCGGAAUUCGAAGACGACGAAGUUGGCUGGGACUUACCGUUGAUACGUCUAGAAAAUGACCUCCACUCAUCGUCGAGGAAUCGAAGUGGACAGAUUCUGGAAGUAAAUGCCGAAAGAAGGGAUCGUGUAGCACAGGGCGACUUUGCGGUGGCGCCGGAGAAACAUCUGUCAGAGAUCUGGCACAAGGCCCUGAGACAGCCGAACGAACAGCUCGAAAGCGAAAGCUCCAAGAAGAACGUCAGUACAAGGAUUAAUGACCUGCAUACUGUGCAACCGCAAGCAACUAAACAACGUGAACCUGACUCUCCGCAUAUCUACGAUCCAGCUGGCCUACGAAGCGUGAUCGAUGAUCGAUAUAACGCCGCAAACGAACGACAGAGCGACAGAGCGACUUCCAAUGGACAAAAUCUCGUUAACGGUUACCAUAAUCCCAUCAACGAGCACCACACCUCGGUCAACGGUUACGGCAACCGCCAGACACCCCACAAGGCAAAUAGUGGCGUAGCAAAGAGCCAAGUGAAUAUUUCGAGCCUGCCAAGCGAAUUAACCAACGGCUCGGUGACUACCAACGGUACCGAGAAGACAGCGGAUCGGUCGAGUCCUAGACAGAACGGUCAUGCGGUGAUGAACCACCAAAGCAACGUGGAUCACAAGAACGGUAUCAACCGGCUGAGCGAAGCGAGCGAGAAGCUGACGGAUCGCAAGCAGUUACAGAAAGAAGACACGUUCAACAUCGCUGCUAAUCUCCGGCAGCUACUGAGACCCACCGUGAUCGAGAAGCGACAAGAGAUCACCAAGGUCGAGUACGACACGGAAGACAUUAAUGGGCCAUAUAAUUUCAGACAGUUGCUCAGGCCGACAGGAUACUUGCCGACCGAAUCGCUGAGAAAGAGAAAAGGGGAACUCGUUUCCAACCGAGUCCCGUUGCCGAAGGAUAAAGUUCCGGAGAAGCAUGUGAAGAGAAGAGCGCCGUUGGCACCGACCCAGAACAAACUGGUGAACGGGAAGAAGUGAUGUCGCUUUGUGUCACUUAACAAGUUAGUUUCGAGGGCUCUUUCGUUUCAGGAAGAUUUCACCUCGCCGAGUACGAUCCCGUGUCUGAUGGACGAGUCGACGAAACCGCGUUGUGGAGUACUGAGCAUCGAUCUGUUAAUUAGUUAAUUAGUUAAUUUAUAACAAUGAGAGAGAGAGAGAGAGAGAGAGAGAGACCAUAUUAUCGAGAGAGUUACAUCCAUUAUAUAUUAUUUAUUAUCGUUCCCUUGUUCCCUUGUUGAGGAUCUAUGAGAGUUAGCCACUGUCUAGAACUAGUCACAUUUAGCUUUACUUCAAGUAGAUGUUCAUCAUCGAUGUAGGUACAAAUAAAUUAUGCUCGUUAAUUAUUCGUACGAUUAAUCGAAAAUAUGCCAAAACAUUGGCGGGAUAUUUCGUUCAAGAUAACAGACCAGAUGUUGCAACAAUUUCUCGGUACAUUUACCCAGAAGCUUACUUCGUAAACUAUCUUUCCUAAACCACCCUUCGAUCAAAUUCGAUUUUCCUCGACCUCAAUUUUUCAACCACCUUUCCUUCACAAUAAACCAAAUUUCAGCUAUGGCAGCUUUGUUUGUUGGGCGACCAAACGAUCUACCCUUUUUUUUCUUCCUUCCUUUAAUUCAUCAAACAUAAACUAUAUGCACAAUUGACUUCAAUUGGGUUUGGGCAUUUUUCUUCUCUCGAUGCGCUUUGGACGAUUCAAUGAAAGAACUUAAUUUUUAGAGAUUGACUAAAAAGCAAUUCUCUCUUUAUAUCAUCGAUUGCAUCUCAAACUUCACCGAAAAAAAGCAGUGAUCUUUAUAAUAAGCUCUUUCCAUUUAGUGAGACAAGAAUCACCUUAUCUCUGUUACUCACUGAAUGCGGAACAAAAACAUAAUGAUGCUUGUCGAUUUGCGCUAUUAAAUACUAAAUACCCCAUCAUACUGAAGCGAGCCUUUCAUAGAUGAGUGCUGAUUAUAUUGUCAUCUUUAUCAUCAACACAACCCUCAGCAUCUGAAACGAGAUAGAUACAUAUCGGAUAUAUUCGCACAUUGGAGUGAAGGAAACAAAAGAAUCAAGAGCAAAAGGAAUAAAGCUAAACCGAAUAGAUCCGAUACUUCGCUAUGGUCUGAAGAUUCAUUUCAGUACAUCAUAGAAAACUUAAUAGAAAAUAAAAGUGUUGAAACCAU
Messenger RNA from Harpegnathos saltator (Jerdon's jumping ant), 6399 nucleotides. RefSeq names its product myosin-IIIb. Gene Ontology annotation, molecular function: ATP binding; protein binding; microfilament motor activity. Bases 278 to 5215 code for a protein of 1645 amino acids. NCBI's taxonomy places the organism in Eukaryota, Metazoa, Arthropoda, Insecta, Hymenoptera, Formicidae. Gene Ontology annotation, cellular component: myosin complex. The transcript is spliced from 16 exons. Gene Ontology annotation, biological process: regulation of actin filament length; peptidyl-serine phosphorylation. The record is from RefSeq and is a predicted model, not a curated record.